GGAAGAUCGAAACGCAGUGUCGCGACGCACGUGGACAGCCGUGAUUCACGCUCGUUCUGCGAUCCAGCGAGCCCAAGGCAGAGCACACGGUGUACAACCCGCGCUCUAGGAAGUGUCGGUUUCCUUCGAGCUGGACCGCUAACAGGCGUGUCUGCUAAGCCUGCGACGGACCUCUGAUUUUCGGUCGAACGCCCUCGGCGCGUGGCGCUGCAGCGAAUGCAGCCCUUGCCGCGAGUGAUUCCUUCGAGCCGAGGGAAAAGGGCUUGCGAAGAACCGUGGACGAGAGGCAGCAGGGAUUAACACGUCGUGCAUGGGGCCCUUGGGGCUAACACGCUCUCCCAGGCGCUCGGCGGCGAGUGCGUGGCGGUGCAGUUGCGGGCGGCGGCGGCGACGGCGAAGGCGUGCGCUGAGCGAUGGCGGCGCAGAGCACGCUGCGCCUGGCGGUGCUGCGCGACCGCCGCUGCUGGGACGUCGUGCACAGCUUCACGGGUAGCUGCGCCCGCUUCUACCUCGCCGCCCUGCGCCGCUCCGCCGUCAACACGGCCGGCCUCUUCGCGCCGCUCUACUGCCUGCUGGAAAGAAUUUUGUUGGUGGGGGAACGAGAGACGGGGCUUCUCUUGACUCCCGCGCGGCUGACUUACCUCUUCAUGGCAAGCAGUGGAGCGCUGUUGUAUUUCCUACGCCAGACUGACUUCCGCAAUCUGCUGCAAAGUGUCGAUACUCCUUGGUUCUUCUAUCCGCCAUCGAUGGAGCAAGGAAGCAAAGAACGAGGCGACAAUGCGUCUCAACGCUUGCACAAAGAGGUUAAGGCGACGGGACGCUUGCUGGCGGCGGGCUUCGCGCUGCAGAUGCUGCGGGUGACGUUGAAGAACGUGCGCAGGCCGGCUGCCAUCGCCGGCUUCCUCCGGCGCUUCGACACCUACCGCCUCAGCCUCUUCCUCGGCGGAUACUCCCUUCUGUACAAGGCGUGCACCUGGAUGCUGGAGCGCGCGCGCGGGCGCGACGCCGCCUGGCACGCGGUGCCGGCGGGGCUUCUGGCGGGCGCCGCUCUGCGCCUCUACCCGCAGCGCACCCUCGCCCUCCUGGCGACCACCACCCUCAUGCAGAUAUUAUUAAAGCGGUUUUGCAAGAAGAAAGGCGUUAAAAAUAUACAAGUUUGGAAAUAUAUAUUUGUUAGUCUUUCGGCUGGCUACCUCGUCCACUCUUAUUACGCUGAUCCAGACCACUGUCCUAUAUGGUUUAAUGGAACUGUGGCUACUGUAACAGGGGGCAUAGCCCCGGAAUUACGCCAGGAAUUGUUGAAGAUUUGGCACCCAUUCCGUUUCCCUGCUGUAGUGGGAGGACUGUGAAAGUAUUCAAAAUGCGCACCAGAAGAAUGUAGCGUCUGCAUGGCCAUUUGAGAGUACGUAUACAGAUUUUUGAGAACCCAAAACGUUUUGAUAACAGAAAAUGAAAAUGAAACCUUCGAAAACGUGAAAGCGUUUCAUUUCGGAUACCAUUUUCAUUUUUACGUAAGUUCCGAUGUACGUCAGCAAUUGUGAUAUUUUUGACAUCGCUUUGAGAGAUUUUUAUUUUAACAAUGGAAAACUGAACCAUCUUUGAUACAUGUAUUUGCAGUUAAAAGAAUGGGAAAAAAUAUAUAUUCCUAAAAAAAGUUAACGAUAUGGAAGUUGAUGCUUGCAAUUUUUUCAUAAUUUGCAGUUGUUGAAAUAGAAAUGUGCGAGAGAUUGUUAUCUUUAGAAUUUGCAAACACCAGCGACUAGGCUGUGUAUUUUAUUUUUAUUAAAUGAGGUAGCGUUUUAUUCCAUAAGGUAGUAGAAUUUUAAGAUUAAGUCCAAAAAUUAGCCACAAAUAACCUGUAACUAUUUCAUAGUUAUUUAUGAGCUUAUUUUUAUACUUUGUGUACAGCUUCGUGUGUCUUGCCAUUUUCCAAGAUAUAGCGUUUCAUAUUUAAUAGAAGUGAAAAAUAAUUUGAAGUGCAUUGUCCCAGAACAGUUUGACACCUGUACUAUAUAAUACUUUCAUGUUGUGAAGGCACAAUUUGUCUUAUGGAGAAUCCGUGCCUUGUUGCCAACACGACAAGUUUGUUUGCCCGUUCGCUCCGCUAUCGUAAAAAACACGGCUACCUUAUUAUAGAUAUGCUGAAAAAUGGUUUAUUCCCUCACUUAUUAUCAUUAUUAUUUAUUAAAGUAGCGGUAAUAUUUGUAUUAGCAUAAAUAUCUAAUACACUUGGAUCCUUUACAUGUAUUCUCUUGUAAAACGAAAAACAAAUAUCGUAAAUUGCUGAUUGCGCCGUCAAAUAUUAAUUAAUCUACGUAAUAAACAAAACAUCAUGACCAAUAUUUAUCCAACUUUCAUCUUAGAGCAUUAUGUUCCUUUUCUCGUUUCUAAACUGUAGCAUUUCUCGUAGAUAUGAAUAUCGGCACAAUAUUAUAUCAUUUCUUUCUAUCAUUGUCUUUUUUUCUGGCUUUUCAAAUUCAAAUCCCAUUUCUAUCAAUAAGCGAUAAAAUGUAGAAUUUGAAAUUUGGUGAAUGUUUAUCAUUCACAUCUUUAAUUACACACGAUUGUUGAAGGAACAUGUUAAAAUAGAAACCCAUUGACUUCAUUCGCGCGUUUGACUCCAUUUUGGCAUAUUUUCCUUUUAAGUUCUCAAAUACAUUUAAACUUUUUUACCCCUUUUAAUUAUUUUACUUUUUCCUCCACGAUCCAUUUGUAUUUCUUAAAAUUGACACACUACACAAUUGGCCAAAUUGCGUGCUGACUUUUCUUUACCUCUGCACAUCCACCAUCUUCAUUCCCCUGCCAAAAUCGACUGACCAGAAUAGCCAACGAGAUGAAAUACCGGAAAGGGCUUCUUGUGAUCAUUCAAGUAUUGAUUUGGGUGAUCCCUUCGGCUGAUGACAUCACUUAAACACUCACUUUCUUUGAGCCCUGCAGGUCGCACAUCCUGCCUAUGUGCCUCGUAUUUCGGCCGCGUCUCCCGUCUAGCCUCAGGUCGCGCGCUGCGCGUCUUCAAAACACCAAAUACACAGAAGUAGUGCAUCCAAAGACCUUCGGGUCGUGAUAGAACGUAACUUCAUGAUUUUCCCACAAACAUUGUCGCUCGCAUACAUUCUAAUGCGCUAAUUCUAAUAAUUCAAAUUAAACAUCCUCACGUUUUCGUUGACAAUUCAUUUUUUUAAAGGGUCAUAUUUUGAUAUAUUGAUAAAAUGAAAUUCUCCCAGCUGAUGUAUCUGAAAUAUUGUAUAGUUUUUCCAAAAUAAUUCCACCAGUUUUGGAUAUGUUUUAACGAUUAGAAUAAAAAAAAUGUUUACAAAGUCAGUUCCGCAGAAAUAUAUUUUCAUUAUUUUAUUUAAAAAGCAAAUGAUGGAUCCAUUUUUUAUGAUUACCAUCGGGUUCCUCGUCAUUUUCUCUUCAAGACUAUUUUUUUACUUACUUUUGCAACAAUCGAUUUGGCAACAGUGCACGAGAUUCUUCCGUAAGAAUAACAUCGUAUGUUGUGCCUUCAGGACGUGAAAAUGAGUUAUAGAUUCAAAUGUUUCUGGUAAUUUUCAUUGUUAUACAAUAUUUAUUUGAAGUGAGACUGAAGUCGUUUAGUAUUAACAACAAAGGGACCAGUAACGUACUGAAAAUUUAGUUAUUUGCCUUGUAAUGUUAUUUGUGUCCCUGAUUAUAAAUUAGCUCUUGUAAAAAACAGACGUUACCAGAUACAUCCAAUAAAUGAUGAAAAAGAGAUUAUUUUAUGUUCUUAUACUUACCUUAAACCAAUUACAUAAUUAUAUUU
This is a messenger RNA of Gryllus bimaculatus (two-spotted cricket), 3784 nucleotides long. Lineage: Eukaryota; Metazoa; Arthropoda; Insecta; Orthoptera; Gryllidae. The record is from the annotation of a GenBank genome assembly.